UAAAAUAAAAAAAAAGAGUGCAUUAAUAAGAGCUUUCUGCAGUCGAAAGCUUUUUCCGGUCAUUUGCACAGCCUAUCUUUCUCGCCCGACUUAAUCGUCCAAUCAAAUCGCGAGAAAGAUAAUCAUGGGAGGCUGCGCAAGCAAACCAAAGGAUUUGGACACCGACUGCAAGGUCCCCGCCCCUAUCGAGGCACCGGCCCCCGCCCCCGAAUCGCCAGCUGUUGCUGCCCCUGCCCCCACUGAGGCACCGGCUGUUGUAAGCACCGAGGCCGAGGUUGCUGCUCCACAAGAGAAAAAGGAAGAUGGAGUUGUUGAGACAAAGAAGGAAGAACCUUUGGUAGAUCUGUCUGAACCGGCUCCUGUGGCCCCACCAAAGACCGAAGAAACAAAAGAAGAAUCUAAGGAAGAAGAUGCUCCGGUCGAGAGCAAGCCGACAGAAUCCGAACCAAAGGCUGUUGUGGUGGAGGCUAAGGAGGAAAAGAAAGAGACAGCAUAGAUUAUUAAUAUUAAUAUCGUUGCUGCUCGAAAUCUGAGGACGAAAAAAAACGAUGCACUUUUUUAGUUGAACUAUAAUAAAUUGUUUAGCCUUUAUUUUA
Erythranthe guttata (spotted monkey flower) is the source of this 596-nucleotide messenger RNA. RefSeq names its product phosphatidylinositol transfer SFH5-like protein. NCBI's taxonomy places the organism in Eukaryota, Viridiplantae, Streptophyta, Magnoliopsida, Lamiales, Phrymaceae. The record is from RefSeq and is a predicted model, not a curated record.